Molecule: messenger RNA, 4436 nt
Organism: Herpailurus yagouaroundi (jaguarundi)
Lineage: Eukaryota; Metazoa; Chordata; Mammalia; Carnivora; Felidae
Gene: SNAPIN
Product: SNAP associated protein
Exons: 6
Coding region: 3519-4298 (259 amino acids)
Biological process (GO): lysosome localization; synaptic vesicle exocytosis; endosome to lysosome transport
Cellular component (GO): BORC complex; synaptic vesicle; BLOC-1 complex
Molecular function (GO): SNARE binding
Source: RefSeq, a predicted model, not a curated record
GUGAGGGAGGUGCUGAUUGGCAGUGGGCGGCAACUUUUUGCAAACAUCUCCACUGGUUACAACAGGCACCUCUCAAGGCCUCCGGGACAGCUUUGUGAAGAAGGAGAGGGAACUACAGGGUGAGUAGGUUCCUUACCCUCUUCACACGACCUUGGUUGACCCUUCUCGGAUUUUUCCCCAGCCUUUUUUGUUGACCUACCACUUGCCCUGAGGAAAGCAUUCUGGUGUUUUUGGACCACUCCCCGUGUACCCCCCACCCUCCCAUAACCCACUGAGAUGGUCUAGGUCAGCCUCUUCUGCCCCCUUCCCAGGGUCCUUUCAACCCCACCACUCUGCUGACUCUGCUCCUCUUGCCCACAGGUGGCUGUCAGGACCUGCCCCAUGUCCUCUACACCCAACUCUUGCACUUGCCCAGCCUGCAGUGCAGUGAGCUAAGACCAGCAUCUGUGCGAACCUUUACUGUGAAAAUGUCACAGCCCGACCUGGUGGUCAGGGAACCCUGAGGCGUCCUGGUGCCGGAGGCCACUUUGAGGGUCUCCGCGGACCCUCUGUAGCUGUCCUCCCACCUCAUGAAGGAGUUCAUUCCCAGCAGUGGGCAAAAGGAACUCCUCUACUGGGCUUGGGCCCUCUAGGCCCCCUUGCUGCUCACCCUGGUUCCCAGCAUCUCCUCAGCCCUGUUCCCACUUCUGCAACCCUCAGUCCCAGGUGAGUGUCCAGGGUAGAGAAGGACAAGGAGAUACCGCCCAGCUCCUCCUUCAGCCACCCGUCUACCAAGGGCUCACCAAGUGGACACCAAAAAAGCGUGAUUUGUUAGAAGGGCCUUGGGACAGGAGGGGGAAGAACGUGCCAAGUGUAGGGAACAACAAAUACAAACAGAGGCCUCAAAGUGUUGUGCAUGCUGGGGAAUGAGUGUACAGCGGACCUCCGAGGUGGGUUGGGAGACGCCGCUGAUACGAUCAGGUAGCCCACAGUCUGUCGCCAAAGAGCUUGGGGUGGUGGGGAGCCGUGUAAAUUGUGGGGUGGUUUACACAAUGCUGGUGGGAGAUGCAGAUGGGUUAGAGGGAGCAAGGGUGGGGGCUGGGAGGCCAUCAGGGCUGUUGGGUUUGUGCAGUACCCGGAGCGGUCUGGGCCUGAACCUGGGGAGAAGCCCACACCCUCGACACUUUAACGUCUGGGUGUCUGUUGGCCUGAGCAAGGACCUGAGGGAAAGCAGGGCGUCGGCGGCUCCCUGUCCCCCUCCCCUGCAGCAAUCCCACGACACCUGGUCUGGAACCAGUGGCAACAUUGCUGCCCACUCCCCGUGGCCCCAUGCCCUAGAAGGAGCCAGGCCUCUAGGCAAGAGGCUCUGGCUGAGCAUAGGACCCCGGCCUCCAUAGGCCCGAACAGCAGCACCUACCUCCCCUCUUACAGGCUUCCUGGAGCCUCAUCAGGUAGCUCCAGCCAAUACACAGCCCAGACCAGCAUGGUAAGUGGGGCCCAGAGAGGCUGGGACCUGGGAUGAGGGCCUGGCCUCUGCGUCCCUGUUCCUCUUCCCACGGGCUAUCCCAUCCACCCCCUGUGAAGCCCCAAUACCUAUCCCACUGGUUCUCCAGGCAACGAGGGAAGAGCAAGGGAGCCCAAGCCUCCAUUUCCCUGGGCUCCAGGGACCUCUUAAGGGUCCACUCCCUCCCUAUACACAAACAGACACAGUGGCCACAAUGGGGGUAUAUGGUCUGAUUUCUGACCUUCCCCAGACACCAUCUCCCCAUUUUUAUCUGCUUGUGGGAGAUGUUCCAGGAGCCAUCUGGCUACCCUAUACUCCUGCUUGGGUGUGCUCUCCAGCCUGCAGUGUUCCCUGGCUCGUGAGGGCCUUUGACUACAUGCUCAGGGGCAAAGGAGGGCAAGAUAGGGGGAUCCCUGAGGGUGGAGACAGACCAGGAUGACCCUGGGACCUGUGAUGCUAGCAAUACUCAGUCAUGGUCCUCUUCCUGUGCAGGGCAGGGCAGGCCUCACGAAGCCUCUUUAAAGGAUUCACUAGAUUCUCUAUUGAGGUUUGAUUUAGUGAAUUUCUUUACCCUUUAGUAUAAGGUGACUAUCUGCCUAAGAUUUAAACAGAUCCAUGGUGUGGUAUUUGUAGCUUAUAACAAGAAAUGUAUAUUUGGUCUUCAUCCUGUUCCUGGCACAGAGCUGCUAAAUCCUGGAAGUUUCCUAUUACGAAGGAAGGACAAUAAAGGGUCUUUUGCUGUGUUAAUAUUGACUUGCCGAAAGCCUCUAGGUGACAAGGAUGCAGGCCGGCCGGAGAGGGCCCUUGUGACAAACUGCCUUGUCGGACGGACCAGUUAAGACUACAUUUCUGGGAGAGGUUGAAACUGCAAUUAGGUUAGGUAUGAAGCCCAGGUUUGUGACUCGGCCUGACAUAAGUAAUCCCAUCUUGGGCCUUGGUUUUCCUUUCGAAAAGUCCCUUGCCUGGUCUCCCUUACAGACGUUGAUGUGGGAAACAAAAGCAGAAGAAAAUGGCAGAUAGAAUUAAAUUUCCUAAUAACCUGCAGCCCAUUGACAAAUACUUGAGGCUGGCAGAGUAAAACGUUUCUCCAGGAACUCCCUACAGUCUCAAUGCUGAUGGCUUUGCUAGAAUGAAAACAACCUUCUCUCCACAGGCAAGGCCGCCAAUAUCCUGUGAGCCUUCUUUAGCAUAUGAAAGUCUCACUAGAAACUUCCCCUGGACUUUACCUCCCCCAGCUCCAUAGUAUAUAUAACCAGUGUCUCUUCAUGGUCCCAGGGCAGCUCUUCCUGCCCACGGGUUCUGUCCCCGUGCUUUAAUCAAAUCACCUUUCUUGCACCAAAGAUGUCUUCAAGAAUUCUUUCUUGGCUGUUGGCUCCAACCCCAUGAACCCCACUGUCACCCCAAAAACCUCAUCAGAUGUGUCCAAGAAACUGGAAACAUGGAUUCUAAAGUCCCUUUCAGGGGUGCCUGGCUGGCUCAGUCAGUAGAGCCUGUGACUCGAUCUCUGGGCGGUGAGUUCAAGCCCCACAUUGGGGGUAGAGAUUACUUUGAAAAUGAAUGAAUGAAUACAACAAAGUCCCUUUCAGCAUUUGUAUUCUCUGAGCAGGGUUAUUAUGUAAUCUGGUAUUCUAGAGUGCAGAUUGACCUGGAGGGGAGGGAGACAACAGGCAAGAUCAGUCAGGAGGCUGUGGCAGGGCCCUCAGGAGAGAUAAGUGCUGACUGGAGGUGAUAAGAGUGGGAAGGAAAGCAUAAAAGCAAAACAGAGUGAUUUUUCUCAGAGAACCAGCCUUUGAAGUAGGAUUACCAGAUAAAAUACUUCUAUUGAAAAAUUAUUUUUUUAUCUGAAAUUCACAUUUACCUAGUGUCCCGGGGCUUUUUGAUUGUUGUUUUCCAAAUUUCACAACCCUACUUCAAAAAUGUACCUGAAGGGACUGUGACCUAACUUGGGGGCUUCUUGUAGAGACAUUGAGCCACCAACCUCCUUUCCCAGCCCCGGCCAGCCCUUUUCUCUCUCUCUACAGCACAGGCCUCAAGGAUGUGGCCUUUCUCCCUUUCCUCCUCAACACUGUCCUCACUCCCUCCAUCCCCUGGGCUCCUCCUCACAAGGCCUGACUCUGGGGCAGGCUGCAGGAGGAAGCUCGAGGCUGAACAUUCUGGUGCCAUCUAUGUCUGGGGACCCCUUUGCCGUCCAAGAGCACUUCUGCACUCACUGCACCCCACGGCCCACAGGACUGCGAGCCGCUGGAACGCACUGGAGCUUAAGAGACUGGGCCUCAUGUUGAGAAUUCAAGACAUAAAACCAAAGAUAGGCGCCCCCAAAAUGGUUCCUCCCAGCCCGCGGAAGUCCGGAGACCCACCCGCCAACAGCACCCUCCGGGGCCUCCGAGGACCUACAGCUCCGCCUAACCGCCGGCAGUGGCGGAGACUCGGUUUCCCAGAAGCCCCCCGGCUGGGUCCCGCCCACAGCUCUGCCGGGCGCCCCCUGGCGGCGCGCUUCAGCUCCGCUCCAGUUCCCGGCGGCCCGCGCGGCACGUUCUCGGCGGAAGGGCUGCUGGCGAUGGCUGGGGCUGGUUCUGCCGCUGUGUCCGGGGCAGGGACCCCCGUGGCGGGUCCCGCAGGCCGCGAUCUCUUCGCCGAGGGGCUCCUCGAGUUCCUGCGACCGGCUGUGCAGCAGCUGGACUCUCACGUCCACGCUGUCAGAGAGAGCCAGGUAGAGCUCCGGGAGCAAAUUGACAACUUGGCUACUGUUUCUAGUGACCGGCCCAUGUGGGUGCAGGCCUGCCUUCCCCAAGAACGAGGAGCCAUUAGGUGUUAGUUUGCAGCUUACUUCCAUCCCCCAGAGCUGUGCCGAAUCAACGAGGAUCAGAAAGUGGCCCUGGAUCUCGACCCCUAUGUCAAGAAGCUGCUUAAUGCCCGGCGACGAGUUGUCUUGGUCAACAACAUUCUGCAGAAU